AUGCGUCACACAGCUGUAUCAUGCUGGCAGCUGUUCCUGGGUCUGGCUGUGCUGCUGGUCUUCAUGGGCCCCACCAUAGGCUGCCCGGCCCGCUGUGAAUGCUCGGCACAGAACAAAUCCGUCAGCUGUCACCGAAGGCGUCUGAUGUCCAUCCCAGAGGGCAUUCCCAUUGAGACCAAAAUCUUGGACCUCAGCAAAAAGAGCGUCAACCCUGAGGAAUUCACAUCGUACCCUUUGCUGGAGGAGAUCGAUCUCAGUGACAAUAUAGUUGCCAAUGUGGAGCCUGGAGCUUUUAACAAUCUCUUCAACUUGCGCUCCCUGAGGCUGAAAGGAAACCGUCUGAAGCUGGUCCCCCUUGGGGUGUUCACUGGGUUGUCAAACUUAACAAAGCUUGAUAUAAGUGAAAACAAGAUUGUCAUUUUGCUAGACUACAUGUUCCAAGAUCUGCAUAAUCUAAAAUUCCUGGAGGUUGGGGACAAUGAUUUGGUUUAUAUAUCACACAGAGCCUUUAGUGGACUGCUUAGCCUGGAGCAGCUCACCCUGGAGAGAUGUAACCUCACAGCUGUACCAACAGAAGCUCUUUCUCACCUCCACAACCUCAUCAGUCUGCAUCUGAAACAGCUCAACAUUAACGCUUUGCCUGCAUAUGCCUUUAAAAGACUGUUUCGCCUGAAAGACCUAGAGAUAGAUACCUGGCCCCUCCUAGACAUGCUGCCUGCCAACAGUCUAUAUGGUCUCAACCUUACUUCUCUCUCCAUCACAAACACCAACCUGUCUGCAGUACCUUACUCUGCUUUUAAACAUCUGGUUUACCUGACACAUCUAAACCUCUCUUACAACCCUAUCAGCACCAUUGAAGCAGGCAUGCUUUCAGAUCUAGUGCGCCUGCAGGAACUCCACAUGGUGGGGGCCCAGCUACGUACCAUUGAACCACAUGCCUUCCAAGGGCUCCGAUUCUUACGUGUGCUUAAUGUGUCCCAAAACCUGCUAGAAACCCUGGAAGAGAAUAUAUUCCAUUCCCCCAAAAGCCUUGAGGUCCUCUGCAUUAACAACAAUCCUCUGGCCUGUGACUGCCGUCUCCUUUGGAUUUUACAGAGGCAACCCACUUUGCAGUUUGGAGGCCAGCCACCGAUGUGUGCUGGCCCAGACAGUGUAAAAGAGAGGUCAUUCAAAGACUUUCACAGCACAGCUCUUUCCUUUUAUUUCACCUGUAAGAAGCCCAAGAUACAAGAUAAGAAGUUGCAAUACCUGGUAGUGGAGGAAGGGCAGACAGUGCAGUUAACGUGCAAUGCUGAUGGGGAUCCACAGCCUACCAUAUCCUGGGUUACCCCACGUCGGAGACUGAUCACAACUAAAUCAAAUGGAAGAGCCACUGUGCUGGGAGAUGGCACCCUGGAGAUCCGAUUUGCUCAAGACCAGGACACUGGGAUCUAUGUUUGUAUUGCUAGUAACGCAGCUGGGAACGACACUUAUUCGGCCUCCCUUACGGUAAAGGGGUUUACUUCAGACCGUUUCCUUUACGCCAACAGGACCCCUAUGUAUAUGACAGACUCUAACGACACAAGUUCCAAUGGAACUAAUGCAAACACCUUCUCUCUGGACCUUAAGACAAUAUUGGUGUCCACAGCUAUGGGCUGUUUCACAUUCCUUGGAGUGGUUUUAUUUUGUUUCCUCCUUCUUUUUGUGUGGAGCCGAGGGAAAGGCAAACACAAAACCAGCAUUGACCUUGAAUAUGUCCCUCGCAAAAACAAUGGUGCUGUGGUUGAAGGGGAGGUUGCUGGACCACGAAGGUUCAAUAUGAAAAUGAUUUGAUGGUAUUCUGCUAGCAGUGCUUUUUCUGUGGCAUUAAAACCAAUUAAACCAGCCUGGCAUGUGGAAUUGCUAGGCAGAAGCAGCUUAAUGCAGCUGUCACUGUAUCAAAAGGUUACAUGAAAAUGGAAAGACUAUUUGUGGUUAUACAGCAGAGCCUCCAGACCUUGAGGCAGAUAUGUCAGGGCCUUUCAUAGAACUGGUAAAUUGUACUGACUGUUUGCAUUGCAAAUAUUGGCAUUCUGGGGAUAUCAGCAAUGAACCGCUGGCUCAUGCUCAUGGACAAUUGUUCAACAUUUUCUACCACUACAGAAAGAAAAAGAAAAAAAAAACCUACAGUGUAGGAUUUACUUAAAGAAAAAGACACAUUUGUCUAAAACAUACUCUACAGUGAAAUUUGUAUCUAUAAAUCUCAUUUGGUAAAACCUUGCAUCAUCCCUUCUAAUUGGUU
This is a messenger RNA of Nipponia nippon (crested ibis), 2260 nucleotides long. The record is from RefSeq and is a predicted model, not a curated record. Lineage: Eukaryota; Metazoa; Chordata; Aves; Pelecaniformes; Threskiornithidae.